Molecule: messenger RNA, 294 nt
Organism: Penicillium longicatenatum
Lineage: Eukaryota; Fungi; Ascomycota; Eurotiomycetes; Eurotiales; Aspergillaceae
Exons: 3
Biological process (GO): negative regulation of ATP-dependent activity
Cellular component (GO): mitochondrion
Molecular function (GO): ATPase inhibitor activity
Source: RefSeq, a predicted model, not a curated record
AUGCAAUCCGUCCUCAUCCGGUCCACCCUUCGCGCAAGCACCAAGCGAUCUUUCUCUACUAUACCCUCAAUGAUGGCGGCAGGAGACGUUGGUUCCCCAAAGGCACGGGGCUUCAUGGCCGAGAAAGAUCAAUUUACCCGCCGCGAGGCCGCAAAUGAAGGAAUGUAUAUCCAUGAACUCGAGAAGGAAAAGAUUGAACUUCUACGCAAGAAAUUGAAGGAGCAAAGGAAACACAAUGAGGAACUCGAUAAGCAUUUGUAUGAAAUCUUCAUUGUUCAUGUUUUAUCGAGCAAG